Physella acuta is the source of this 3956-nucleotide messenger RNA. RefSeq lists its product as uncharacterized. The record is from RefSeq and is a predicted model, not a curated record. Lineage: Eukaryota; Metazoa; Mollusca; Gastropoda; Physidae. Gene Ontology annotation, molecular function: protein binding.
CGUAAGCAGCACGCCGAGUGUGUUACAGGUCACAGGCGUGUUAUUGAUCUGAGUUCAACUCUAUGUGUACAGCUACGACGCUAGUGAAACAGCGCUGCGUCUCCUGUGUAUUUGUAAACGAAGGGACCUUCAAAUUGACGUGUUUACCUGUGCAGAAAACAGCAGCAUAAAGAAAGAAUUCACAAGAUCUGGAGUUGGAUCAGGAGAUGAAGGUAUCGAAGGUCCUCACAGCUGACAUUGUCAAAAGUCUGACAUCUUUAUGGGAGGAGGGCGAACUACAUGACUUCACAGUCAUCAUCGACCAAGUCCUCAUUAAAUGCCAUCGCGUCAUCCUCGGUGCCUGCAGUCAUUUUUUCCGCGGGAUGCUGAGAUCCGGGAUGCAAGAAGCCAGGAGCAGUAGAGUGGACCUGCAAGGGAUAUCCGUCGCCACCUUCCAGCUGGUGCUUCACGUCUUAUACACUGGCGAAGACGUCCUGAAUCCCGAGAACGUCCUAGAAGUCUGGAACGCUGCUAAUCAGCUCCAGAUUGAUUUUCUCGUCUCAUUCUGCGAGAACUUCGCCAUAAAGAUCUUGUCUAUAGAAAACGUUGACGAUAUAUUUAGAGCUGCCAAACUUUUAAACUCUACUCAGGUGGUUAGCGCUGUGACUGAAUUUAUAAUUAAAAACUUUAACGCUGUUCGGGAAAUGCCGUUGUUCCUAGAGCUAACUUGUGAGGAAUUGACCAGUGUGUUAAGUAGUCAGGAGCUUGAUGUCGGUAAUGAAGAUUCAGUUCUAGAGUCAGUAUUAAAUUGGGCUGAAUGUGUACCUGUUAAAGCAGAAUCCAGUCUUGAUGUUCAUGAGCUAAAUACUUCUGUUGUUUCACACAAAGGUGUAUGUUUUACUUCACCGCAGGAAUAUUCAGUAUUAAAUGAAAGCUGUGUAGAUCAAAAUACUCCAGACAGCAAACAGAAACAGCUGUUAAAUAUUAUAGAGAGUACAGCCAUUAAUGAUACCAACACUUGUAAUGCUUCAACAUCUGCACAGAAUCCCCGAAGAAGCGAUCUGACAACUGUUUUAAAGUCGAUCAGAACGUGUUUGGUUUGCCCAGCACUUCUACACAAGCUAUACAAACAUGAGAUAUUAGCUGGUAAUUCUGAAGCUCAAGAAAUCAUCCUCAACGCUAUCUUAUACCAGCUGCACGGCUACCGGCACGGACAGUGGCCGGCUGCAGCCGUUCACAGAACACGCAGUGAUUAUAACAACUACGGAGUUAUCUGCCACGGGCAUGGAAUCUUCAAGGCAUUAUCUGCCCAGGAUGAGAUGUGGCAUGAGCUUCAGCCGUGUGCGCAUUUGAAGGUUGACAUUGUUCUAGUGGAGUUUGACAAGGAGCUCUACGCUACGGGUAGACGUAUGAGUACUGAUGUAAACAGCAGGAUGUUUGUUUUUAGAGGGAAUAGGUGGAUGCUGUUAAUGGAACUAGACGAGGUGCCUGUAUUUUUAGUUGCCAUAGAAACAAAUAUCUGCAUUAUAUACAAUAAUAACCAGAGUUUAUUUUUGUUAAGUCCUUCAAAUUAUAAACUAGAACUUUUAACACUUCUUCCUGUCGGUGCUAAAAUAGAGCAAGCGUCUUCUUUUAAGAGACAUCUUGUGGUCUUCUGCCACGAAUCUCAGCAUGGUGUAGACGAGACAGCUGUCUACGUUCUGGACAUCCAGUCCAAAACAUGGACACGAGUAGACAACCUUGAAGGUCCUGCCAAAAGUCUGAUCACAUUCCAAGACGACAGCCGCUGUUACGUGUUACAGUCUAACGGAAGUCUGUGGACAAUGUCUGGAUCCUCUCAUGUUUGUGUCGUGUUGACAUAUGUCAGCAACUUGUGGGAUUUCCCGAAGGUGUUGCACGGUGCGAUAACGUAUAACGGAACUCUAAUAAUAUUCGGGAAUUACCCAAAAAAUGACCCAGAAGGCAGCAUUACCAAAAAGAGUCUAGAAGGAUAUUUUGAUAAAAUAUCGCAUUGGGGUAGGGAGCAUUACAAUUCGAACUUUUUACCUCUAAUUUUACCAAAAUGUUCUCUACAGAGCACAGCUGGCAAUGAGGAUAUCAACAAUGUGUGUAAUGGAUAUUUUAAAUGUCUUAACAAAUUAUGGAUCAAUGAAGAUCUUUGUGACUUUACAGUUCAAAUUGACGAUGUUUCAAUAAAAUGUCAUCGCGUCAUUCUUGGAGCAUGUUCGCCAUUUUUUCUUGGACUGCUGAGAUCUGGAAUGAAAGAAGCCAACGACGGACGUGUAGUUCUACAAGAUAUAUCAGUCUCCACCUUUCAGUUAAUCCUGAAAACUUUGUACACCGGUGAAGACGUGUUGAGUCUUGACAACUUCAUAGAAAUCUGGCACGCUGUAGAUAUGCUGCAGAUUGACUUUAUGGUAAAACUUUGUGAAAAGUUUGCUUUGGACAAUCUUAGAAUGGAAACGUUUGAAGAUAUUUACCCGAGUGCAAUGUUUUUGAAUUCUAAAGCUGUGCUUAAAAGAAUAAAAAAAUUCAUUUUAUAUAAUUUUGAGGAAGUUAUAAAAACAAGAACAUAUUUAGAAUUAUCUUAUAAUGUACUUUUAAAAAUAAUUAAAAGCAAUAGUCUUAAAGUUACUAAUGAAUAUGAGGUGGCUAAAAGUGUUUUAAAAUGGGUUGAAUAUAAAUCAGAAUCCUGUAAUGAUACAGUCAACCCUAUUGUUAAAAACUGUUCAGUUAAAGAAUCAGAAUAUUCAAAUAUAAUAUUUCAGAAGAAUAUUGGACUCAAAAGUCAAAAGUGGAGAGAGAAAAGAUUACAGAAUUCUCUAGUCGCACAAGAAUCGACCCCUGAAUUAUUUAAUCAGGGCGUUGGACCAGCCAAUAACUUUUCUUGUAUUUCAAACUCAGUAAAAUCAAAACGUAAGCCAUUUUCUACAAGCUCUAAUGAAAGAUCUCAAAAGUUAGCUGAUCUCCUAAAAUGUGUUAGAUUGAGUCUCAUGAGCCCCUCGCUUCUCGCUUACAUCUUGAACCAUCACCUUGUAGUAAACAAUGACGAGGCUAGAAAGAUCAUUCAAGAAGCUAUUUUAAACCAGACGGCAAUUUCCCGGCAUGGCCAAUGGUCAUCUUCAGGUAUACACAGACGGUAUGAUAAAUCUGGUAACUAUGGGGUAUAUGCCUAUGGGGAGGGGAAAUAUAGAGUUAUCGACUUACUUGACGAUCAGUGGUAUACUAUUAAAAGUUGUUCACACAUCAAGCGAAAAAUUCAACUUGUUGUUUUCGAUAAUGAACUACACAGCACAGGUGUGAGGAAAGUAGAUCAGUUAAAUUGUAAAAUGUUUGUUUACUGUGGAGGCUUGUGGAAAGAGAUAGUGGAAAUGCCGGGGAAUGAAUUAAUUUUAGUUAGCAACGACAGCUACAUCUAUGUAACAAACAUCGACCAGAGCGUUAUCUAUAGAAUGAACCCAAGAAGCAGAAUGCCGGUUGUAGUUCGCUAUUCUCAAAUUCCAGGCGAACUAUUUGUAACUCAUGUUAUGAGCUAUCAAAUUUAUCUUCUAUUCUUCUGUACUGAAACAGUUAAUGGAGUCGAGGAAACGGCUGUCCAUAUGUUAGACCUUCAUGCCAAGAGCUGGACAAGACUGGACAACCUCAAUGGACCAGCUAAAAACAUCAUCAGUUUUCGUAACGACGACAACCACUUUGUGCUACAAACAAACGGCAACUUGUGGACUUUACAUGAGACACUACAAGGACAGAUCGCGUUUAAUUACGUUGCCAAUCUGUGGAAUUUUCAAAUGGUUCUUUAUGGAGCUGUUGUGUAUGGCAAACAUUUGAUUAUAUUUAGUCAAAGCUCGAAGAAUGAAAAGGAAGAUGAAGCAGUGUAUUCAUUGGAGGAUAAUUUUAGCUCAAUAAUUUACUGGGAAAGUUGUGAAGCUUGCUCAAACUUCAUACCCGCUGUUUUGCCUAAAACUUGCCUGUAUUAG